Messenger RNA from Paramecium octaurelia, 541 nucleotides. The record is from the annotation of a GenBank genome assembly. Lineage: Eukaryota; Ciliophora; Oligohymenophorea; Peniculida; Parameciidae.
AUGAUUGAAAAAUCAAAAAUUCGAUAAAUUCUUCUUGAUAAAUCGUUAGGAUAAAUUUUGAAAGUGGACGGACCUGUAGAAUCAAUUCAAAAUGAAGAUCAACUUGUUAAUUUAUCGGCAUUCCAUUAACAUUUUCAUACAACUGCGAAGAGAGAGCAUUCUGCCACAUCCAGAUUCACAAAUAAAUUUGAAAAAAUAUAAGAUGAAGUUUGGAAGUACAUCCGACCUAGAACCCCAUCAGUCUCUAUUAAUUGCAGAUAAAGAGUUACGAUAUUUGAAGAAUAAAGAGAUUCUCAAUUACAGCAAACCAUUAAUUUUGCACUUCCCUGGGAACCAACCAAAAAGCAUAUUCCACUUGAUAAAUAAACCAAGAGAAAGUCAUGGCAUACUUAAGCAAUAAUGCCUGAUUUGAAUUGCGAUCAACCAAAACCAAAGACCAUUUGCUUCGUAAACUAUUCUAAAGGAUCAUUUAAUAAAUCAAGACCAACAUCAUAAUAUCACAUAGACGAUAGGAAGGCAACAUAAACAUACCUACAUUUGA